Messenger RNA from Aspergillus calidoustus, 645 nucleotides. Lineage: Eukaryota; Fungi; Ascomycota; Eurotiomycetes; Eurotiales; Aspergillaceae. The record is from the annotation of a GenBank genome assembly.
AUGGAACCCCGCAAGACCCCUCCAGAGUACGUCCUGGAGAUAUUCGCAGACACCACAACCGUGAGAGACGUAUUAAAAGGAAUACUCAACCUAAUCUUCUUCCACCGAUACUUCCCCUCCAUUCGCCCCAAAACAUUCGACGUGCUUGACUUUACCCUCCCCGCAAUCAACGAUGUAGAUCUUGAAACCCUCAUCGACUCGCGCAUCUCCUCUUUAGUCCGCCAGCACUCCUCUUCCGCGACGGGACACGGACACGGACUCGACCCUAGCAGUGGCGGGACGGCAACCGGGGGAGGAACAGGCGGCGUCCGCGGGCGGAUUGCUGUAGAGUUCUACGAAAAGAAGCGCAGGCGCUCGGGGAUAUGGUUUCCGGGGCUAGCGGGGAAGGGCGAGGAGGAGAUUUGCUGGGAGGUGUGGAAUUUAGAGGUGACGAUUGCGACGCCGAGGACGGAGUCUGAGCGCGCAAAGGUUCGCAGGGCAAUGGAGAAUAUGCUACAGAAAGCUGCGCUGAAGAUCCUCUCCAUCGUGAACCACGAGAAAGAUCACAUUCCCCCAAUUACGACCAGCGACUCGAAUCCGUUCCCCUACCGCAUUGUCCUGAAUCCCCGUUCAGAUAGCUGGCAGAAUCGCUUUGGCCUCUAUUAA